Molecule: messenger RNA, 1125 nt
Organism: Melampsora larici-populina 98AG31
Lineage: Eukaryota; Fungi; Basidiomycota; Pucciniomycetes; Pucciniales; Melampsoraceae
Exons: 7
Coding region: 1-1125 (374 amino acids)
Source: RefSeq, a predicted model, not a curated record
AUGCCAUACAAUCGUAUUCAAAGGCUGAUCCACGAGGACAAGAAUCCCAAUGAGAUGUUCAAUCCGGCCUAUUUGAUCACAGACGGGGACGACACCCCAGCGCUUCAUACAACUCUUGAGCACCCUUGGCGCCAAGGUACAGAAAGCCGUCAAUUGAUGGAAGACAGUCAAUCUUUCAUCAUCGCGGUGAGUUUCAAAAUUCACACAAACAAUACGGUUGAGGCCACCCCUGGAAUGGUCAAAUCACUGUCUCCUUUGAAAUUGACUGCCGGGAAAGAGAAACCUCCCCCUCCCCCCCAAUACGCCAUUAUUGACACAUCUGACUUCAUGGAUGGACAAAUCUUGGACUUCAAAGUAUUCCUGUAUGGAAAAUCUUUGAAUGAGCUUGACCCCAUUGCUGACCUGGAAUGCUAUUUUCAAGAUUUUGUCAACAACUUGGGAAAGAGCCGUAGCUCCAAAGGCAUCAUCCACAUCAUGCUGGAGAAACCUCAGGUUAAGGCAAAGAAGAAUGCCCAGGCUAGCAGAGUGGUGGCUUUUAUCCAAGGAAACAAUGGCCCAACUCCUAUUGAGGUGGAAUUAGCUGCUUCCCAGGAGGAAAUUGCGGCGGCUAAAGAAGAAACCUCGAAUUGCUCCGCACACAGUCGAGUACAAGCACAAGAUGUUCAAGAGCAUGCUUGUUCAUCAGGAUAUGAUUGUGGACAACCUCUGGCCAGUUUGAAGCACACAAGGUCAUACUCUCUCAGUGGGGUGAAUUCCCAAAAGAAGGUCAAGAAGGAACCAUCUGAUUUGGGGAUUAAUGUGAGCAAUUCGAUUUUGCUCCCAACUGACGAGGAGCUCCCCAAGUCUGACCCAUACUUUCCCAACUCUGACAUGGAGUUUGUGGUCACCCAUGCCACACUUUUGGACGACUUCCUUUUAGAAUGGAAUCUUCCCCACAACAAUCUCUCCACUCGGGCCAUACUCCGCAAGGCCCAAGUGUCUUCUUGGACCAAUCUGGUGCCCAGCAUGCAGAUGACUGCUAAUGUGUUGACUGGGCAUGGAAUGCCCUUUAAGUUGGCUCUUUGGCUCAUUGAAGCGGCAGCUGAAGCCAAUUCUCAAAAUCAACCAUCGACUUUGGCAAAAUGA